Molecule: messenger RNA, 1431 nt
Organism: Thyridium curvatum
Lineage: Eukaryota; Fungi; Ascomycota; Sordariomycetes; Thyridiales; Thyridiaceae
Exons: 2
Coding region: 1-1431 (476 amino acids)
Cellular component (GO): membrane
Source: RefSeq, a predicted model, not a curated record
AUGCGACCCUUACGUGCAACUGCAACGUCGCGAAUGCUCGCGUCCGCCUUGCUGUGGACUUUGGCGCCCAUUUCCAGAGCGCAAGAUGUCAUCUAUGUCACUGAUCUUUAUGUUACUGCAUUGAUGCACUGGACACGGCGACGAGAGAUACUGACCACUUGCAAGGCCCCAUGCGCCGCAUCCGCAGUCUCCCAGAAUAUCGCGCGACAAAUCCUCAGCAAGAACUGUCCCGACAACGAGCAGGGUCUACAAUCAUGCAUCUGCAAUUCCCAAUUCGCGAUUGUCUCGUCAGGGAUGUCGGCCACCGUCAGCACUCGAUGCGGCUCCUCCGCGACGGAUGAUCAGGCCUCGGCCUCGACUGUCCUCAGCGCGUACUACAAUCAGAAUGUCAAAGUGGCAUUCCCGAUGCCGGCCAACCCGGUCUCUUCGUACAUUCAUGAAUACCCCGCGAUCAGUGAUCUUGCACCUUGUGCAUCGAGCGGCUUGUCCGUGGUGAUGAAUGCACAGACUUACAUGCUCUGCCCUCCAAACCCGACAGCGCUGGCCCCAUGUGCUUGCGAAAAGAACCGUAACUCUGCGUUCAUCUCCUCCAGCAUCGCACAGUCCGUCGCCGCCCUCUGCUCCUCCAACCCGGCAGACGUCUCCUCGGCACAGGCCCUGUUCGCCGGCUACUGCGCCCUCAACGCCGGCACCACCACCACCAUGCCCGUCGCCUCCAGCCCGCCCGGCGACAUGUCCUACUACAUCACUGACCUGCCGCAGUACUCGUCGCUCGCCUCCUGCGCCCAGCGGGCUAUCUUCCAGGCCGUGUCCUACCAGACCUACGCGCUGUGCCGCGACAGCGGGCCCCAGGCGCUUGCGUCGUGCGUGUGUCUCAAGACGAGUAUGCAGCGAUUCGUAUCGAGCGCCGUCGUAUCGAGCGCACGCUUCUUUUGCAGCUCGGGCGUGCAGGACAGCGUCGAGUCCGCCGGCGCCGUGCUCGAUUUCUACUGCCGCGCGGCGAGCGCCGAGGCCACGGCCACGGGCAUCGUGGUGAGUUCCUCUGCCUCGGCGCCCGGCGCGUCGCGAAGCGGCUCCAUGCGGUCCACCGUCACGGCGACGCAGGCACCCGGCGGUUUGGAACGUGGCGCGCGAGGGCCGAGCGCGGGCAUUAUUGCGGGCGCUGUUGUUGGCGGCGUCGCUGGCUUAGUCCUCGGGGCUUUGUGCGUGUUUUGCGUCAUGCGUCACGCGCGGCGCAGAGCCGGAGCUGGCCGGCCUCUGCAGACUCAGGAGCAGCGUGGCUCGGAAAUCAGCAGGUGCAGUCGACCAAGAGAUCUCUCCAGCGUGGCGGCAGUUGCUGGCUGCAGUAAUGGAGCCGCCAGUCAUGAUAUCAUUGAUGCGCCUCCACCGUAUGACGCAGGCCCAAAUGCAUCGCCUCGUGCUAAGAAGUGA